UGUUUCAGCGGAGGAGGGUACGGGAACUGGGAUGGGAGCGGAGGCGGGGGUGGGAGCAGAGACGUCGCAGGAGCAAAUGUACGAGAACAUGCGGCUCCACAAAGAGGUGCUCAACGGAGUCCGGCUCCAGCCGUGGCCGAUGCGCCGCAAACUCUGGCUCGUCAAACAGGCCAAGCUCUUCCUGAGCAAGCACGAGGGCCAGCUCCAAGAAAGACUCGCUCAAAGUAAGAGGACUAAGGAUCUCUUAGCUCGCUUCAAUAUCUUUUUUACUAAGCAAUGGCAAAAUUCCAAACGAGAAUUAGCAAACUUAAUGAAUAUUUUAAUACCGUGGGAGCUGCGAAUCAAGGAAAUAGAGUCCCAUUUUGGGUCUGCUGUCGCAUCAUACUUCACUUUUUUACGGUGGCUUUUCUGGGUCAAUCUAGUCAUAUCGAUUCUUCUAAUAGCUUUCGUCGCGGUACCUGAGGUCGUGCUCGUGAACCAUCGAAAUACAGAUACUUCAGAGCGGAAAACGAUGCUGCCCGAGGAAGAGGCGAAUUCAACCUCCUUCGAAACACUGUGGAAUUUUGAGGGGGUUCUUAAGUAUUCUCCCCUUUUCUAUGGUUAUUACUCCAAUCGUGACGAGGACACUCAACAAGGCUACAGACUACCUAUGGCCUAUUUUUUGACCGGAAUCGGGGUAUACGUUUACAGUUUUAUCGCAACACUUCGAAGGAUGGCAGUCAACUCACGGCAAAGCAAAUUGUCCGAAAAAGAGGAUGAGUGCGUCUUCACAUGGAAACUGUUCACCGGUUGGGACUAUAUGAUAGGCAACGCCGAGACCGCCCACAAUCGCACUUCCUCAAUUAUCCUUAGUUUCAAAGAGGCGCUCUUGGAGGAAGCUGAGAAGAAACGUGAGGAUUUGAGCUGGAAAAUAAUUUUCAACCGAAUCUUCGUAAACUUGGUAGUCACGGUCCUUCUCGUCUGCUCUGCCACUGCAGUCGUCUUUGUCGUCGAGAGAUCAACUUCACCAGACAAAAAUUCUUCAUGGUGGAGACAAAACGAGAUCAACAUUGUCAUCAAUUUUAUCGGGAGUGCCUUUCCUCACAUGUUUGAACUUUUGGGGGCGUUAGAGAGGUAUCAUCCCAGGAAAAGCCUACGAAUACACUUGGCGAGAAUAAUGGCUUUAAACUUACUGAACAUAUACACAUUCAUGUUUGCUGUGUUCAAUGAAAUAAGCAAUAUGACGCAUACCCUUGGGCAAAUGAAAGAAAAUCUAACUUCCAGGACGGGCCUCCUUUCAACGAGCCCGCCACCGCAAUUUGCCGGGUUGCAAAGUGAAGGCGGUUUCUUCUCCGAGGUCGAGACGGAAAUCUCUUCGUGGGAGGUUCCUCGAGCAAUGUCUCUCAUCGCAGCUUGCCAUCGCAUCCCCAUAAACUGCAGCCUCAUCGGCCGCACGGCCGGCCUCGUCGUAGGAGUGUCUUCUGUCCUCACGGCCAACCUCUCCGACCACCUCAACCUCACGGACCAUCUCAACCUCACAGACCACUUGAACUUGCCGGACAACCCCAACCUUACAGACCCUUUCAACCUCACAGAUAACUCCAACUUCACAGACCACUUCAACCUCACAAACGAGCUCAACAUCACAGAUUAUCUCAACCUCACAGAUUUGUCGAAUACGGAAAGCCCAAACCUCAACUUACCCGACAAUAUCCUCGAUUCAUCAUUUCUCGCCACAUUUGAAACAGACUUGAAUCUAGUGCGCUACUACACCGAGCUACACAACGUUAGCGGGGAAGUGACGUUAAACUUCUCUGACCCCGAAGCUGUUGUUCCACCGCAAUGGAACGCUACAGAUUUGACUCUACUGGGCCUUAGUGAAGAGGAAGAAAAUCGCACAACCAUGGAAAUGGACACCUCAACUCGUGAAACACCCUCGGUCCUGAAAGAAACCAUAUGUUACGUCACAGUUUGCGACGGACCGACGGCGGCUCCCAUUGAAAACGGAACAGCAGAGAACACCACAGGUGAGGAAGAAUAUCGCGUGAACGUCAGUACAGUAGAGCCUCCGAAAGUGACACAGGUCAGCUUUACGACGGAAGUGUCAAAAACAACGGAUAUCGUGAGUGAUAAUACUGUUACCAAAAUGACAAGAGAAGAGAGCAACACGAGUGCAACACCUAGUUUUGGUGCUAACGUAAGCGAAUACGCUGAGACAAGUUCAAGCAAACCGCCAACGAGCAGUACUCAGCCCUCAACAGUUGCGUCCCAGAGACUCAACGGUUCAACGACCGUUGAAUGCAUCCCACGCCCUUUCGCAAAUAUCCCCGUCCCAACAUCGAGCCUCCUAAAUUUCACCCAGAAUAGUAGUAUUACUACGAUAAAACAGGAAACAACUGAUAAUUCUUCAACGGAGUACGUUUUUAGCACGGCUAGCACCGCGACCCUUUCGAAUACGGAAGCAUCAAUCCACACUGAUUGGCCUAACAAGUCGGGGUUUACAAGCUCCGGUGGAUCGAGUGAAGCUGUGUUUAAGACAGGAGAUUGCACUCGAGAACCACUUCAAGAGACUCCUUCUACAACCAAGUUGGAUAUUGAAACUCGGCGAAAACUUCGGAGACUCUGUUGGGAAACAAUGUUCGGUCAAGAGAUCGUCAAGCUCACCGUUGGAGAUUUGGUGAUGACGAUCCUCUCAACGGUGAUCAUCGACUUCCUGCGCGCCCUGUUCGUGCGCUUCAUGAACCGUUGCUGGUGCUGGGACCUGGAGAAGAAGUUCCCUCAGUACGGGGACUUCAAGAUCGCCGAGAACAUCCUCCACCUGGUCAACAACCAAGGGAUGGUCUGGAUGGGGAUCUUCUUCUCGCCGGGGCUCCCGCUCAUCAACGUCAUCAAGCUCAUCAUCAUCAUGUACCUCCGGGCCUGGGCCGUCCUCACCUGCAACGUCCCCCACGAGAUCGUCUUCCGCGCCUCCCGCUCCAACAACUUCUUCUUCGCCCUCCUCCUCCUCAUGCUCUUCCUCUGCGUCCUCCCCGUGGGCUACGCCAUCGUCUGGGUCGAGCCCUCCUGGCACUGCGGGCCCUUCUCCGGGCACAAGCGCAUCUACUACAUCUUCACCAACACCCUCCGCAAGAUCGUGCCGCGGAAGCUACAUCGCGUCAUGGACUACGUCGCGUCGCCCGGGAUAGUCAUUCCUCUCCUCAUGCUCCUCAUCCUGGUCAUCUAUUACCUCCUCUCUCUCACUUCCGCUCUUCGGGAGGCGAACAACGAUUUAAAGACGCAACUGCGGCGGGAGCGAACGGAGGAGAGAAGAAAAAUGUUUCAGAUUGCAGAUAGGCGAAGGAGAGGAAUCGAUGAUUACGUCGACUCAACACUCGUCAAAUGGAAGCAGAUUUUGCCGGAAGUUCAAGCGAACUCGGAAAAAAUUGGGGACAAAGACAAUGAUUCAAACCCCUCGUCACCUACGAAAGCAGCAAAAGUUAAAGGGACCCUACAGCUGAAGCGAAAAGAUACGAUGGCAGAUAUUGUGCAGCAAGUCAUGACCAAGACUGAUGGAUUGCCGGUUCAGGAGAAAAAAGGAGGAUCAGACGAACAUGCCGACGGUACCGAUGUUGAGUGUCAGGAUUCGCUCUCUGAAGAUGCCGAGAAGAAGUCCAACAAAAAAGAACGGAAAAAAUCCGAGAGCGCUUUACAAAAUAGUGCACACGGGCAAGCGGGGAAGAAGAAAAAGAGUAAGAGCAAAAAGAGUCGGGGCGAGAAGGAGAAAAAACAGGAGAAGAAUUCAAGGCAGAAAACCGAUUUAGAGGAAGAGAAUAGCCUGGGUGGCUCUGUUUCCAGCAUUCCGAAGAUUCAAAUCAGCGAAUCAAGUACGCCGGACUCGAAAAAGAUGUCGGAGGCCUCCGGGAGUGCGGAAACUGUUGUCACAACGAAGUUUCCAGGUUCGAGCGAAUCGGGGGAGCCAUCUCCGGAAAAUUCCGGACGGAACACCCCGGAAGAAGUCAGCGAUCCGGUUCCGGCAACGGUGAGUAUCGAGAACGAGGCAGAUGCCGAGAACGGCCGGAAGUCCCUGAAAUUCGGCCUUUUCCGGAAGCACAAGGCGACGCCGAUGAACUGCGAAGUGGCCGAGGAGACGUGGUCGAGCAAGAGGAACAAGAUGGCGGAGUCACGGACAUUGAGUCUGAGUCAAGCCUGGCGUAAAAAGGGCCGCGACGCGGUCAAGAUUUCUGCUGCGUCCGAAUCGGAUCUCACCAUACGGGAUCCGUAAUCAAAGAUCCGUAAUCCAGUUGCAAAGGUGUACAUUUGGACUGCAUUUUGCAAUUUGGACCUAUAAAUUCUGACUCAUCUGAAAAAAACACUUAUGUGCAUAGGGAAACUAAUGGCACAUACGUUGUUUUUAAACCGGGCCGGAAUUUAUAAGUCCAAAUUGCAGAAUGCAGUCCAUUUACCGUCACGAUUUCUGGCGCGGUCACGUCAUGAGAGCUCGAAUAGCACAGGUUGCAAUUUCAUGGUAAAAGAAUGGAGAUGUUGCAUGUGUGAGGGAUUUGCGAUUUGACUAUUGAUUCUUACGUAAAGGUUCUCGAGAAACACGAUGGUGCUA
Molecule: messenger RNA, 4573 nt
Organism: Bemisia tabaci
Lineage: Eukaryota; Metazoa; Arthropoda; Insecta; Hemiptera; Aleyrodidae
Source: RefSeq, a predicted model, not a curated record